Molecule: messenger RNA, 1269 nt
Organism: Exophiala spinifera
Lineage: Eukaryota; Fungi; Ascomycota; Eurotiomycetes; Chaetothyriales; Herpotrichiellaceae
Exons: 3
Coding region: 1-1269 (422 amino acids)
Molecular function (GO): O-methyltransferase activity
Source: RefSeq, a predicted model, not a curated record
AUGGCCGCGCCUGUCCAAGACGAUGGUGAGAAACUGCAAGAGCUGAUCCAGCAGCUCUCCGAAGCGGCCAAGGGCUACGACGCAAGUCCAGGGGCCGCUGGCUACAUCUCGCGGACAAAUGUGUCGCAAGUCGCAAAGGAGAUUGUGCGACUGAUGAUGGCUCCAUCAGACAUGUCAAUGCAUCACUCUGCCAAUAUGCUAGAGAUCGUAGCGGUACGCACGAUGCUAUCGCUAGGUGUCUUCGAGAAGAUCCCCCAAGCCGGGUCGAUAUCGCUAGCAGACCUCUCGGCCGCUACCAAGGUCCAAGACUCGCUUCUGGAGCGACAACUUCGACUGCUCGUCGGUACGGGCUUUCUCGACCAGACGCCAGACUACGAAUACGUGCACACCAAGUUCUCCAAGGCCUACAUUCAGGUCCCGGGGCCUGGCAACUUUUUCCAGUUCAUGAACGAUGAGUGCAUGUCCACCAUGGUGCACUUCUACCAGUACCUCAAAGACCGAGGCGAGGUGCCGGUACGGGAACCCGACGACCCUGUUCGCAACCCCUACACGCACCGUCACGGUCAGGACGGCGUGCCCGUGUGGCAAAUCAUGGCGCAGUUCCCGGACCGUCUCAGGGCCUUCCAGCUCGGCUUCAUGUCGCAGGAGGACUCGGUCCCCAUUGUCGGCUUCUACGACUAUGGGGCACUCUACGACCCGGACAACGACGGCGACAGGGUGACCCUCGUCGACCUCGGCGGCGGACAGGGCCAGUCGAUAGCCCAGAUCCUCAGAGCGUUCCCGUGCCUCGAGGCUGAUCGCAUGGUGCUACAGGACCUCCCUGAAAUCAUCGCGCAGACACGGUCGAGCGUCGGUACCGAAAGUAGUAGUGAUAGCAGCAACACCUCUCUCCCCGCGGGAGUCAGGACCAUGGUCCAUGACUUCUGGACUCCGCAGCCCAUCAAGGCUGCCAAGGCGUACUUUUUCCGACGCAUCAUGCACGACUACUCGGACGAGAACUGUGCCAAGAUCCUCGCCCACGUCCGCGACGCCAUGGCUCCCGACUCCAAAGUGCUCAUAGCCGACAUGGUCAUGCCCAAGCGAGUCUAUGAAGCCGACUUGCCCGCCGCUGCAAUGGACACCUGCGUCAUGGUCAUGGGCGGAAAGGAGCGCACAGCCCAAGGCUUCGAGAAAAUCCUGGACCAUGCCGGUUUGAAGCUGGAGAAAAUCUGGCAGAGCAGGCAAGGCGGUGCGGCUGGGAAUAUCCUCGAAGCCAAACUUAAAGACUAG